This is a messenger RNA of Trichomonas vaginalis G3, 2535 nucleotides long. RefSeq names its product armadillo (ARM) repeat-containing protein family. The record is from RefSeq and is a predicted model, not a curated record. Lineage: Eukaryota; Parabasalia; Trichomonadida; Trichomonadidae. Bases 1 to 2535 code for a protein of 844 amino acids. The transcript has a single exon.
AUGACAAAUAAAGAGGAGAUUCUCCAAACAUUAAUUGAUGCAUCGAAGUUUUAUCAAGAGCAUCAGAAUGAUGAUGAAGGGUUUGAUAUCGAUUUUAAUAAUUUGUGGGAAUUUUUGGUAAAUAUUGCCACAAAUGACGUCGAAACACUCGCAAGCUUUUAUCCAUACUUAUCUACUAUCGCGGAAUACGAUUCUGAGUUCCAAGAUGUCAAUCCAGAUUGCGUUACUAAAUUAAUUACAAAGUUUACUGAUCAUAACAAGCCUUCCGAGGAAAGGAAGAAAUCAAUGACACCUUUAGUCCGUUUACUUCCUUUCUUGAAUAAAGAAAACACGAUAAAAGUUGUUGUUGGAAUGAUAAGAUUAUCAGAGCGAUUAAUCGACAAGAAGAGAGAUAUUCCUCAUGCCAUGAUCAAAAUAUUCGAUGAAAUUGUCUCAACAAACAUGUCAAAUGAAACAAUCGAAGAAAUCUUCAAAUCAAUCAAAGAAAAUAUCGGCGAUAGAAAGAAGAGUGGACCAUUAGUUGUCCUCGGCUCAUUCAUUAAGAUUAUCGUACCAGCUAUUGGCAAAACAGUAGAUUUAAUCGAAAUAAUUCAAAAAGCUUUCGAAGGAUCGACUCUUGAUACAAUUGCAGGCCUAUUUGUCUUAGACAAACUUGGCCAGAAUCUGGGAAAUACUGAGGAAAACGUUGAUCCAAAGCUUAUUUUGAAAAUUUUGAUUUCAGAAAUGUACGAUGACAACGAAGAAAUACGUAAAUACGCUGCUGUUGCAUUCAAGUCCAUGUGUGACAACGGAAUAUUCAACAGUGACUCCGUAACAAGGUUAUUUAUUCGCGAAUUUUCGAAUUUCAACCAACCAACAUUACUUCCUGUAUUCUUUGAGUCAUUACGAGUCAUGGUAAACUCCAAUGUUGACAUGGAUAGCAGUGAUGAUGAUUUAGAAGAAGAAGAAUUCGAUGAAGACCCAAUUAAAGAAAAUACAGCAGAAGAAGACAUCCCAGAUGAUGAAGAUGAAGAUAACGAGGAUGAUGACAGCUUAGUUAAUGUAAAACCAAUCAGAGAUUUUACAAUUUCUGCAUUAAAGGCUUCACCAAGCAACGAAAUCCUCGAGGGCUGCAUAUUCACACUCGCAGACAUCGUUAACCUCUCAUCAUCCCUUAUCAAAGAUCAAAAGAAAGACGUCAGAACAAAAAUUUACAAAUUCCUCGAUGGAAAGACAUAUCCGCUGUUUCCAGCCAUAGCAAGUUUCAUCAGGAGCUCAUUUGAGAACAGUAAUUUAGCUCCAACAGGUCGUUUGGCCCAACGUCUCAGAUUAUUAUUGCAUGGAGCGAAGAAACCAGAGGUUGGACCCCUUGCAAAGCGUUUAGAAUGCGCAGAAAACAUCGCAGCCAUCGCCAGACCUGUUAGAAAAGCUCUUGUUACUCCUGUUUUCGAUUUCGGAUUCGAAAACCUUAAAUCUGAUACAGAAGAGACACAAAUCCUUGCUGCCAGAGUCAUUGGUCGCAUUGCUAGAUCAUUAACUUCUCAACAAGCCUUGGAUUCCUUUGCAAUUAUUGCAAAUUUCUCCAGAAAAGUCAUUUCCUUUGAAAGUUUCGAGACAAUAUUGAAGCAAGUUACAUCAUUAGCCUCAAACCAAGGUAUUACUGAAUCCCAAGUCUCUCCUUUGAUCUCAGAUUUAAUUGAUGGCAAAGCAAACGCAUUAGAGAGGACACCACCCCAACAAUCUAUGCCAGUAUGUGUUCAAGCGUUCAAAUUCAUCAGUUCCUGCAUCAGAUUAGGCAAAGCUUCCAAACUUGGACCGAAAUUUUCCUCAUUAUUGCUUUCCUCCAACAAACCAUCCAAAGCAGCCUCUCCUUAUGUUUCCGACUGCAUCAGUGCUGCAAUAGAGAAGGAAUUGAUCACUGACGACCUUCUCAAGCAGUGCGCAAAGAAGAUUUACCAAAUGUUCAUGACAACAACGAUAGAGGACACAAAGAACGUUAUCGCGUUUUCGGAUCUCCUUCGUGUUUCAUAUAAACGCGAUAAGAAUUCGUUCGAUACCAAGCAAAUCUUCAAAAAAGUUUCGGAAAUGGUCAGAGAUGUUGCAGACAACGAAGAUGAAGAAGAAGAUGACGAAGGCGGCGAAUCACAAGAAGAGGAAGCUGUUGUUGCUCUCGCUCUCUUUGUUUUCACUUGUUAUUUGACUGACAAAUCAUUGAAAGUCAGUAAAACAUUGAUUCACAACCUCAUGGAUUUGUUGACAAUUACUUCUGACGAUCCUCACAUUCCUCCACUAAUUUCUGCUAUUAUAGAGAUGUUUGGCGCUGGAAAGAGAUUCGCGGAAAUAAAGAACUACACACUCGAAACAUUCGCUCAGAUAAUUUCGAUGGAAAAUGACGAAAUUUCUGAAUUGGAUUUGAAUUCUGGCGAUUUCGAGAAAAUGUCGAAGAUUUUGAAGGAUGAAGUGAAGGCAGAUAAGGAAUUGAUCAAAUUCGUAACACAGGAUUUCGCUGAUGAUGAAUCAAAGAUGGCGAGAUUCAAUGAUUUCAUUUCAAAGUAA